Molecule: messenger RNA, 3338 nt
Organism: Caenorhabditis sp. 36 PRJEB53466
Lineage: Eukaryota; Metazoa; Nematoda; Chromadorea; Rhabditida; Rhabditidae
Source: the annotation of a GenBank genome assembly
AUGGUGGACAACGAAGUUUUCGAGAUUAAUGACUUCACAAUAGUCACUGAUAUGGAGCACUUUGCGGCCGCGUUCGAAGGAAUUUUGCAAAAACAUGAUUUGUUUGGUAGAAGACCCAGUUCAAUGGUAAGUUAUAACUUUUUUCUGAAUUAUAAAUCAACUGUUGAAGGAAAACGUCAAUUAUCGAUUGCUUGCUACUGAGACCGAGACCGUUUCGAUCGGAGAUCAUAAACUGUGCGUUCAACUGUUUCAAUACCUUGUAAGUACUAUUACAAAAUUACAAAUGAAAUAUUUACACGUUAUCAGACGGAUUCACAAAAAUCCAGUAUCACAACGGAAGAUUCGAAGGACGUCGACCAUGAAAAUUCAUCGAUUCCCCCGUUUGCCGUUCUUGACGAAAUUCUCCACGCUAAUGGUAUAUUUGAUGCCAUUCAUCACUUGACCAUAAAGGUAUGUAUAAGAAAAAAACUGCCGGUAUAUAUAUAUAUAUAUAUAUAUAUAAAUUAUUGCAGUUCGGAGUCAAAGAAUGCAUUAUAGUAUCACCGACAGACAGUACGGGUACACUUACCGAUGAAAAUCAGGCAGCCACUGUUUUGGGAACAAUCAAGACUGUUCUGCAUUCGAGUAGAUGUGAAAUCCCAGUGUUCUGUUUUAUCAAAGACAAAUCUCUGAAUAUGUUGGAGGGGUAUGCUUCCGAUGGAAAUACUUCUAUCAACUUUUCGGUAAGAGUCUCCAAAAAAAUACAUUGAAACCUGUUUAUCUACUAGUCGGUUGUUCUACGUAACAUCAACAGAAGACAUCGUACAUUGGCUGAUUUGCUUUUCUUGUUCAAAGAGCAUUUGGGCGCCAGCACGUCAGCAUUCCACGAUGAAGUCCGAAUCAGUUCCAGAUUCACUCAUCUUGUACCUGUGAGUGAAAAAUGAACAUACAAGUUCAUUUUAUUUAAUUGUGUUUUAGAUAAAAGAACUAUUGUUUCACCGAAUUCACACCGUUGAAAGUUUCGGAAAUCUCGCGAGCGGCCCAUUCUCAGGACUGCCAUUGUGAAAAAACAACACAAUAAAAAAAACACUUCACUGUGCAAUUUUUUCAGCAAUGUGCUCAAAGUCACAGCAACUUGGCAUCCAUUCCGUGAGAAUUCGCUUACGGAGAACCACAACCACUCGGAUUUCGAUAUCAAUUUUGCCUCAAUUUGGAGUAUUGAAAUUAUUCCAGCGCCUGGAUGUUUGUCGGGGACAUUUGGUACGUAUACGAUAGUAUUAUGAAGUGACUAUAAUUAUAUGUAUUCAUUCAAUCAGAUGAAAUUCUGGGAGCGUACUCUGACAACAGAAGAAAAGCGAUCAGAACCGACCUUAAAUGCCGCGACAUACUGGGAGCUCACUACACGCAUAGAACUCACACUAAUGCGUUUUCGAAGUUGACUUCAAAUACUGCGUCAGAAGUAACAUUUGGAGAGUACAAGGCAUCAGGAGAAGAAAUCACAAAUGGCCCGCUUUCUAAGGUGUGAUGAACAAUUAUUAAACGGAAGUUAAAACAAUUGAUUUCAGGGAUUUGUCCGUGCAUGGGUCCAGUUUAUUUUCAAUGAAGAAGGCUCUGCCGAAAAUUUGUCACAUGAAUUGAACAUGCUGAAUGUUGAGAACACAUCACAACAUCCGCUUUCCGACGAUGACUACGUUAUCAAUGAACAACUAGGGAAACUGUAUAAUUAUGUGUCGUCUUCAUCGGAUGGAAGCUUUUUGGCACCAUAUAAAGCGGCCAAAAGGAACUCGACCGCCUGGAGAUUGGCGGUGGCACUGACAAAUGCGAGAGUAUUGAUGCCAGAUCAGCCUCGUGCUGAACCGCAACUUUGGGUUGAAUUUCUGUUGCGUUUGAGAGAGAAGUAUGAGAAACUAGAGACAAUUGAGUAAGUUUAUAGUUGCGAAUUGAUUGUUCAAAUGUAAAUUGUUUUAUUUUCAGAAUUGUCAACAAUGGAAUUGACCAUAUGCAAUGUUCAUUCUCGCAAAAGCUUCAAAUGUUGCAGUUAUGCAUCAAUGCCCGUCAGAAACGUCACAAAUUCUUUGACCUCGCGCACAGUGCUUCUUCGCCCACAGAUGAAUUUUUUGAUGCCAACGAGACUUUCAACAAACUACAGAUUUCUGAGGGAAACAAUAUCGAAGGACGUCUGGAUGCCACCAAGCUGAAUCUCAUUGGAAAUCCAGCGGCGGUCAUGUACGUACCGAUCACACAGGACGCUUGCCCAAUGACUGACGAGAUGAUUGACGCUCAGAAUGAGUAUUUGUUCAGUCUCGACGAGGAAGGGCGGGUCAAUGCGCAAAUGGAAUUGGUUAGAAGUGAUAUGCAAUGCUUCAAAUGCGCGAAUCCAGAUGCGAUUUUUGCCGAUUUUCUUCGGUGGCAUUCGCCAAAAGAUUAUGACGAGAAAACCGGAACUAUUUCGGAAAGAAUGAUGAUUCCGGAUAAUGUGUGGGUGAACGCUUGGGAGACAGCACCCGCUAUUCCAGCAGUAAAUCAGGCACGAAUUUUUAAUGAUGGAAAGAUUGCGGAAGAGGUAAUCGACAUUUAAACUUUUGAAAAUAAAACUUCAUUCUGGUUGCAGAUCUUUGAAUUGUUUGAUAAUGCAACUAUCGAUCGCAUCCGUGAAUGGAUCAAGCCGUCAGUCUUUGCUGCAACAUUAGAAAGACUGACAGAGGUGGAGAAAAGCUAUGGUGCAUCGGAAGGCAAGCAGAAUCAGCGGGUCAAAGUGGCGAAAAUGCUUGCAACUGCCACUAUUAACAAUUCGGCCAAAGAAUAUAAUGAAGUCGCAAAGUAUUGUAGUCAAGUGGAGAUGAUUCACAAUAUGAAAAUUCAUCUUAUACAACUUUUUGAAACUGCGGUAAACAAACAAUGCUCACUAUUUUUCAAACUAAUCGUUGAGGGUUGCAGACGCAAAAAAUGCAUCCGCCACAUCCGACGCAAGAUGAGAUUCGAGAUGCGGUCAAGAAAUUGGUGAAUUUGGCUGUGUGGAAGAUUUGGGAAGAAAGUAACGGAAGGCAAAAAAUAUUUAUCGUGAAACCGCAAGAUUCCAUCGGUAGAGCUCUUGCUGUCAUUGGAGAUUUUGACAAACUGACUGAGAAGCAACUGAUUCACGGGGACAGGUGACAUUUAAUGAUGUUUCAAAAAAAAAAUAUUAAAAAUAUUUUGUUUUCAGAAAAGAAUACAUAUUCACUUGGAAUCUUAAACGUCCCUCAACUACGACUUCACCUAUGGUACAUCGCAUGUACGCCGACUUAAACGCCGACAACCAUUGUUUGUAUUUUUCGACCAGCAAGGAUUCGAAUUUUUUCAACGCUUCAUACUUGCUCUGA